GCAGCUUUCCGCGCGGAGCACGAGCCAGUUCCAGCACAGACUUCCUCCUUGCAGGGCCCGAGCCAUACCCAUGUAUCCAUUUCCAAUGAUUACGACCUCGCCGCCCUACGGAAGGAGUUCUCGUCCUCAUCGCAGAGUCAUAGCAGCAUCAGCGCGAGCGAUGAUGAGCGGUGGCUUCUGUAUUGUAAGACCGCUUUGAUGCUACAAAGGGGAGACUUCAAAUCCUUAAGCCAUGCAGAGCAGGAGUGUGCAGAAUUGAAGGUGUCACGUCAAAAGCUCUCACGGAUCAUGCAGCUCUUGAAGCAGCAAGGCACCUUGCCCUGUGAAUGCCCUCGGCAGUUUAAGAUGGGACAGGGCGCGAAAUCAUUGACACUCCAGGAAAAGGAAGAUUUGUUGGAGAUGAUUCGCUUCCACUCACAGUGCGGACUGGCCUUAUCAAUCAGGGAUUUGGAAAGGGCCAUAAUGUGCUUCCGGAUGGCCGGAGUCGGAGUUCUCAAUGUGCACUGGGACAGCCCUGAGGAUCUCGCCCAGAAGGCCGAUGCCAUGCUGGCCCAACAUGCACCCAAGUCUUUGUGGAAGCACUUUCGUGAAUGGGUCCAGGCCCACAAGGGUAAAGAGGAUUGGAUGAAGGUCCGUCGUCUCAAGCAAAAACCCCUUCAACAGAUUACAGCCGUUACAGAGAAAGUCAUCGUGGAUUCCUUUGAUGAAAUCCAAGAGGCCUUGCUUCAAUCUGGUAUCGCCAAGGCUGACGGCGAUGUCGUGGUGAUACUGGAGUCCGAGAGCCACCGGCUGGCAGUCACUGACGAAAAAGGUGUGUCUCAGCGUUGCGAUGACGUUUCAUCGGGAGUCCUACCUGCCAACAUGGUCUCCAAGGCGAAAGCCGUCACGCCCAAUAUCGGCUGGACACACUUGACCAUGACGAGCUUCUUGCCGUUGAAAUGGGUUGAUGGUCAAGAGCCUUUGCCAGUUGGCGUCGUGGUUCCGUUUGCCAAGGUAAACCCCACGAUGUCCAAAGCGUGGCCAAGUGCGGUGAUACGAGCGAACCCCACUGGAUCGACCAACGCAUCUCUCUUCGCAGAGUUCGUCGAAAAGUGCUAUCUGAUUCCGAUGCGUCGGUUUGUGCCGCAAGACCUGGAGUUGAUGCUUAUUUUUGAUUCCGGUGGCGGCCAGUGGCUCCACAUAUCCAGCGAGUUGGUCAUACUGUUGCUCCGCUACAAGUGCAGAGCUUAUGUGAUGAAACCAUAUACGACAGGGGCUCUGUGUCCCCUAGACCAGGACUGUCACAAGACCUGGGCCAAGCUGUGGGCAGACACGAAGUCUUCUUGGGCUCGAAACAAACAGUGUCCCAUGAAUGUCUACCAAGCACUGGAAGCCAAUUCGCUCAUCGCCAAGGACGCCUUGAGUCCCGCUCGGGCACGAGCAUCCUGGCAUGCAUGCGGCUUCGACCCUGGCAUGCCGCUGCAGCGAGACAAGGUUCUGAUUGAGCGUCGCUCUGAGGUGAUCCAGUCGGUGCGCGGCAAUGCCAGUACGCUUUCCCCUCCGCAAAGCAAAAACCAGAAAGCAUUGGAUAUUGUUGCGACAAUCUCGCCGCCGAAAACCAAGUGCCAGGAGUGCAAUGCUGCUAUGACGGUGGUGCAGCGUCAUUGCGGCCAAUGUGGCGCACAAAAUGCAGUAUUCAAUGCCGAGCUUUACGAGAUUCAUCGGAAUGGCCACCGAAGUGGCUGGCAGCAAAAUGCAAAAUUUGUUGCCGAGGCUGAGAAUGAGCAGGAGGAGAGGGCCUCACGGGACGUGGGAGACUUGCUACAUUUUCUCCGUUGCAAACGGCGGUUGUUCACUGAGGAAGACAAUGUUGAGCCACCCUCCAAGGAGCAGAAGGUCACCAUGCCCGACAACAAGGCCGAGCCCCAAAGCAAGAACGCGAAGUCCCAGCCUAGCAGUUCUCAUCAACCUGAGGCGCCGGCCUUGCCUGCGAUGGAAGAUUCGGACAGCGAGUUCGACUUGAAUGACCCGUCGGACUGUUUGAAGUUUCUCGAGGAGGCCUUUCCGGCCCAUGAAGUGGCAAAGGCAGGCCUCUCUGUGCCAGCCUUUACAAAAAUCAUGCAAUAUUUCAUCCGUCAUCUGAGGGCGAGGAAGGGCUCUCUAGCGGCUUGGAUGCGGAAGGAAGUGAUCACACCAGCGAUACUCGACUCCAAGUCGAAGCGCGCCAGCUUUCUUGCUGCCUGGAGUAAACAACGAUCCACAGAGUUUGUGCCUAAGAAAAAGGCCAAGCAGAGCUGA
Messenger RNA from Symbiodinium necroappetens, 2277 nucleotides. The record is from the annotation of a GenBank genome assembly. NCBI's taxonomy places the organism in Eukaryota, Dinophyceae, Suessiales, Symbiodiniaceae.